Messenger RNA from Colletotrichum godetiae, 1893 nucleotides. RefSeq lists its product as uncharacterized. Lineage: Eukaryota; Fungi; Ascomycota; Sordariomycetes; Glomerellales; Glomerellaceae. Gene Ontology annotation, molecular function: oxidoreductase activity; FAD binding. The transcript is spliced from 2 exons. Bases 221 to 1630 code for a protein of 469 amino acids. The record is from RefSeq and is a predicted model, not a curated record.
CAGGAUCAUGCUGAUUUAUGUCCUUUUCCCUGCUUCUCGCUCUCUGCCGAAUCCGUCGAAACGAGGAAAUGUGGAGGCGAUUGGCGUUGUCAGACAUGGUAUGGUCUCCGCGCCGAGCGAGUGGUGAACAGGUUUCACACUUAAAAUCAACCACACUUCUGAGAGAAACUUGGAGAACAUAACCUGACUACUACUUCAUUCAACAUCAUAGAAUAAAAAUAUGACAUCGUGGCAACAAGAAGUGCCGGCCCUGAGGGCAGACAUCAAUGGCGAGGUUCUCCUCCCCGGCGAUGAAGGGUACGAAGAAAGUCUCGUGCGAUGGUCCAUCGUCUGCAUCAAGCCAGCGGGCAUAGUCGUCAAGCCAAAAUCGGCCCAGGAUGUCUCAUCAGCGAUCCGCUUCGCCACAAAACACGACAUCCCCUUCACAACCUACGGCGGAGGCCACUCCACCGCAGGAACCUCGUCCUCGGACGGCGGGAUGGUAAUCCACCUAGGCAGCCUCCGCGACGUCACAGUCGACGCCUCGAAGCGCCUCGUCACCUACGGCGGCGGCUGCACCUGGAAGGACGUCGACGCCGAGACCUGGAAACACGGCCUCGCGACCGUCGGCGGCACGGUAUCGCACACGGGCGUCGGCGGUCUCGUGCUCGGCGGCGGACAGGGGCUUCUGAGCGGACUUUACGGUCUUGCGGUCGAUUGUCUUGUGGAAGUGGAGGCCAUUCUCGCUGAUGGGUCGAUUGUCACGGCGUCGGAAACGGAGAAUGCGGAUCUGUUUUGGGGUUUGCGCGGCGCUGGGGCGAGUUUUGGUGUUGUUACGAGGUUCACUUCUGAGGUUUUUCCUCAGGGAAAGGUAUGGUAUGGGGCUCUCAUGUUCGCCAACUCUCAGCUGCCUGAGCUGCUCAAUUGGAUGAACGAGUUUGUGGAGAAGAUGGACGAGAGGCAAUUCCUCAUCAUGGGAUUUGCCUACGGUCCACCGGGGCCCGAUGCAAAGCCCAUGAUUGUCGUGCAGCCGUUCCACAACGGUACUGGGCAAGAGGCUACUGAGGGUAUCUUCAAGGGGCUCCUCGCAGUGGGACCGCUGGUGAACAUGGCGACUGAGAUGGACUACCCAACAGCCAACACGCUCCUCGACGAGCUUCAAGGCCCCGGCGCAAGACGGCUGAUGGGCGGGACGAACCUCACAGCGCCAUUCGAGCUAGCGAAAUGGGAAGAGAUGAGCAAGGAAUUUUACUCGCGUGUCGAUGAGGAGACGGCCAAGGGCAACGACAUGCGAGGUAGCAUUCUGGCCGUGGAGAUCUACAAGAAGGACAAGGUGGUCAGCGUGCCGUUUGGGGCGACGGCGUACUCGAACCGCGGGACGUAUUUUGACUGUAUGGUCUUGACGUGUUGGACGGACCCGGCAAAGGACGGUAUGAUUAGGGGCUGGAACCGGGCUUUGGCGGCGAAGAUCAAAGGGGAAAAUCACACUGGCGAGAGGGGCGGUGUUGGACAGUACAACAAUUAUGCGAGCAGCGAUGUUGGUGUCAAGGAAGGGUUUGGGGAGAAUGCGAGGAGGUUGGUGGAGUUGAAGGGGAAAUAUGACCCGGAGAAUCGGUUUUCGCGCAGUCCUUGGAAGAUUGUUGCGUCGUAAGGGGGAGGCAUGGCUUCAUCACGAGAUUGGGGGUCGGUUCAUGUACCCUAGAGUGAAGACUUAGUCAUAUCUAGACGAUACGUUGUUUUGCGAGCCCAAAGAAAACCCCUGUUCGUUGGAUCUUACCCGGGAUUUUCAUACUCCACCCAACACAGUGGAACCCCAGAGAGGCAUGAGGCCGGUGUCGUGACUGGGAAUCUGUCAGGGAAACCCGAGGGCUGCAUACCUACGAAGCGCAGAUUUGGAUCAAUACAUCAUGUUCA